AUGCCACACAGAAUGAUCCAAACAGCAGACCCUACGCAGUUGCUGCACUCUCACUCGUUCACGAGGACCUCUCUGACCGAAGAACUGCUGACCGAGCCGGCUGAAGCCGAGCAACGCACGCCGAGACAGACGGCAGACCCUACGCAGUUGCUGCACUCUCACUCGUUCAUGAGGACCUCCCUGACCGAAGAACCGCUGACCGAGCCGGCUGAAGCCGAGCAACGCACGCCGAGACAGACGGCAGACCCUACGCAGUUGCUGCACUCUCACUCGUUCAUGAGGACCUCCCUGACCGAAGAACCGCUGACCGAGCCGGCUGAAGCCGAGCAACGCACGCCGAGACAGACGGCAGACCCUACGCAGUUGCUGCACUCUCACUCGUUCAUGAGGACCUCCCUGACCGAAGAACCGCUGACCGAGCCGGCUGAAGCCGAGCAACGCACGCCGAGACAGACGGCAGACCCUACGCAGUUGCUGCACUCUCACUCGUUCAUGAGGACCUCCCUGACCGAAGAACCGCUGACCGAGCCGGCUGAAGCCGAGCAACGCACGCCGAGACAGACGGCAGACCCUACGCAGUUGCUGCACUCUCACUCGUUCAUGAGGACCUCCCUGACCGAAGAACCGCUGACCGAGCCGGCUGAAGCCGAGCAACGCACGCCGAGACAGACGGCAGACCCUACGCAGUUGCUGCACUCUCACUCGUUCAUGAGGACCUCCCUGACCGAAGAACCGCUGACCGAGCCGGCUGAAGCCGAGCAACGCACGCCGAGACAGACGGCAGACCCUACGCAGUUGCUGCACUCUCACUCGUUCAUGAGGACCUCCCUGACCGAAGAACCGCUGACCGAGCCGGCUGAAGCCGAGCAACGCACGCCGAGACAGACGGCAGACCCUACGCAGUUGCUGCACUCUCACUCGUUCAUGAGGACCUCCCUGACCGAAGAACCGCUGACCGAGCCGGCUGAAGCCGAGCAACGCACGCCGAGACAGACGGCAGACCCUACGCAGUUGCUGCACUCUCACUCGUUCACGAGGACCUCCCUGACCGAAGAACCGCUGACCGAGCCGGCUGAAGCCGAGCAACGCAGGCCGAGACAGACGGCAGACCCUACGCAGUUGCUGCACUCUCACUCGUUCACGAGGACCUCCCUGCCCGAAGAACCGCUGACCGAGCCGACUGAAGCCGAGCAACGCACUCCGAGACAGACGGCAGACCCUACCCAGUUGCUGCACUCUCACUCGUUCACGAGGACCUCCCUGACCGAAGAACCGCUGACCGAGCCGGCUGAAGCCGAGCAACGCACUUCGAGACAGACGGCAGACCUUACGCAGUUGCUGCACUCUCACUCGUUCACGAGGACCUCCCUGCCCGAAGAACCGCUGACCGAGCCGGCUGAAGCCGAGCAACGCACUUCGAGACAGACGGCAGACCCUACGCAGUUGCUGCACUCUCACUCGUUCACGAGGACCUCCCUGACCGAAGAACCGCUGACCGAGCCGGCUGAAGCCGAGCAACGCAGGCCGAGACAGACGGCAGACUCUGUCAGUACCUCCACGAACCCUGUGAAUCGGCUGGGCAUUACACACGUUUGCUCGAGCUUUAUCUGGUCGCAUUUGUUUGUCAGACGCAGUUGCUACACUCGCACUCCUCCAUUAAGACGUCUCUGA
This is a messenger RNA of Ixodes scapularis (black-legged tick), 1671 nucleotides long. RefSeq names its product paternally-expressed gene 3 protein-like. The record is from RefSeq and is a predicted model, not a curated record. The transcript is spliced from 29 exons. The coding region runs from base 1 to 1671 and encodes 556 amino acids. Lineage: Eukaryota; Metazoa; Arthropoda; Arachnida; Ixodida; Ixodidae.